AAACCACUUGUAAAUUAUCAUUAUCGAAUAUCUGAUAUUAUCCCUUAAUAUCGCUGAUAUAUGUUUGAAAACAAUAUAAUAAGCUACUGCGUUCAAAGGGUUGUGACAUAUAUCAACACUAAAUGCUCCGCAGGAUCAAACUUUUGGGUACAAAACAAUACGUAUAUAUAUUUACCAAUGAAUAGUCAAAUGUUAGGAAACCGACCUCAAGGUCCAAUUGCUCCACGUAACAUUGAGACACAAGAUUUGAAUGAAAUGAUUGAGGAGUGUGUGAUGAAGGCUACAGAUGAUCCAGCUCCAAAACAUGUUAAGAUGGGGAGGAACAAGAAAAUGUUAAAAAACUUUAUUGAAACAUGCAAGAACAACAAUCGUAAAAGAAAAAUAAACUCCUCUCAAAGUGGAAACAUGUUUGUUUCUACUCCUGGCGAUUGUCAAAAUCCAUCAGAAUAUAGUAUCGCUAGUAAUAAUUUUAACAAUACCAAUGCAUCUGAUGCUGAUUUUUUCAAUGAUAAUAUACUUACUGACCACGUGAUUAAUGAGCCAAAACCAUCAUGUAGUUACACUUCCAAUCAUUCUGUGCCAUCAAACAUUAAUUUGAUUUCACCGGAAAGAUUCGACCAAGAAUACUUUGUCAGUAAUCAAGAAACAGGAAAACGUCUUCGUAGCAAUUCUCAGAAUGGUCAGAGAAAUACUAAUAUAACAUCUGCUCCGUCUAGUACUGAAGUACGUGCGCAUCCAUCAUCAUUAGAAUCUGGCGAUGCGUCCUUAUGUCGAAACUGUCAUCAUCGUAUAAAUGCCUACACUGUACAACCUGAUUCAGCACCACAUUUUGAAAGAAUACAUAAUCAAAUUAUACCUCGCACUGAUUUUCAGACUCAGUCGAUAAGAGAAACAAGUGCCGCAACUGCAGUUGACCAAAUGCCACGAAUUCAGUUACAAUUAUCUGCUCAGGCUAGGGAAUCAUUACCACUGUUAAGUAAUAGCAAUGCUUCUGAAUCAGUUUCAUCUUUUAAUGAUGAGCCUAUAUGCAUAUCGGAUGAUGAAUCAGAUACAGAUACUAGUCUAAAUACAUAUGUCUAUGGCAACGCCCAGCGUUGUAUGGCAAACCUUACACAGGAUGCCAAUUCUGCUGUAAUAUCAAGUGAAAAUUUUAAUGCUCCAGGUCCAAGUGGUCAUACUUCAAGAAAUAAUGGGAACUGGGUUGAAGUUUCCGAUGCAACCCCAGACACUGACGCACAAUACGAUACAGAGAGCACGCCUUUUGAAUUCGAGAAUCCCCAAGAGGCUAUAUUUCUUUCGGCGCCUGAUCUUCAAUUGGAUUUUUUAACUGAUUCUAGCGACGAGGAAACUGCACGUGCUAAUUACCCGAACGAGUCCACUCCCAUUGUAGUGGAUUCAUCUUUUGAACAAGAUCGUGAAGAUGCCAAUGCCUUUGAUAGCAGUGAAAGCUAUGAUAGCUGUGAAACCUGUGGAAGCUUGGGUAACUGUAGCAAGCACCACAGCCCUCAAGACACAUCUGGAACAAGCUCUGAAAAUAAUGCUGAAAGUGAGAAUGGUGAUGUGGCGGAGGUAACUGUUGAAAGACCAAAAAGUCCAUUACAAAUUGAGCAACAGACACAUGUUCAAGUUGCAAGAGGACCAAGCCCAGAUAGAAUAAUUCCGCCCAAUCGUACAAUUGAAAAUAACGUUUCGCCAAGACUUACGACUACAAAUAAUGUUCGUCAGCCCUACUUAGUUCAUCAAAGAGAAAGAAUGCGCCAAGAACGAAUUGUUGAAGCACGCAGGCAAGCUCUCGCGCUGCAUAUGGCAUGGAUUGCAUAUGGUGCUGAUUCUGAGGCUGAGGAUGUUGCAACCAGUCGGUCUCAUUUCAUCUCAUAUAUUCGAGAUAUGAUAGGGAUGAAUGUGCUGAUGCAGGAUGCGGAAGAUGGUGCUACCAUGAACUGGGUUGAAGUUUCCGAUGCAACCCCAGACACUGACGCACAAUACGAUACAGAGAGCACGCCUUUUGAAUUCGAGAAUCCCCAAGAGGCUAUAUUUCUUUCGGCGCCUGAUCUUCAAUUGGAUUUUUUAACUGAUUCUAGCGACGAGGAAACUGCACGUGCUAAUUACCCGAACGAGUCCACUCCCAUUGUAGUGGAUUCAUCUUUUGAACAAGAUCGUGAAGAUGCCAAUGCCUUUGAUAGCAGUGAAAGCUAUGAUAGCUGUGAAACCUGUGGAAGCUUGGGUAACUGUAGCAAGCACCACAGCCCUCAAGACACAUCUGGAACAAGCUCUGAAAAUAAUGCUGAAAGUGAGAAUGGUGAUGUGGCGGAGGUAACUGUUGAAAGACCAAAAAGUCCAUUGCAAAUUGAGCAACAGACACAUGUUCAAGUUGCAAGAGGACCAAGCCCAGAUAGAAUAAUUCCGCCCAAUCGUACAAUUGAAAAUAACGUUUCGCCAAGACUUACGACUACAAAUAAUGUUCGUCAGCCCUACUUAGUUCAUCAAAGAGAAAGAAUGCGCCAAGAACGAAUUGUUGAAGCACGCAGGCAAGCUCUCGCGCUGCAUAUGGCAUGGAUUGCAUAUGGUGCUGAUUCUGAGGCUGAGGAUGUUGCAACAAGUCGGUCUCAUUUCAUCUCAUAUAUUCGAGAUAUGAUAGGGAUGAAUGUGCUGAUGCAGGAUGCGGAAGAUGGUGCUACCAUGGAUAUUAUUGAGCAGAAUACGUGUAGAUACAUAUACCAGAAGAAUCUCAGUAAUGAUAACCUUGAGAAAUGCACAAUAUGUCUUUCAGAAUUUGAGGAAGGAUUAAGUGUUAGACGACUUCCAUGUAUGCAUCUCUUUCAUGUCACUUGUGCUGAUGAGUGGCUGCUUAUUAGAAAACAGUGCCCUAUAUGUCGUGUCGAUAUUCAGUCCCAAGCUGUAUUAUCUGAAAACGUGGUUGAGUGAAGCUAAGGCUUUUGAAAUGAAUUAUAAAUAAGCUGAGCAAUAAUAUCUAUUCAUAAGUUGUCACAACAUGCCAAUAAAUGAUGUAAUUUUACAUUAUUUUUUCAAAGAUAUUUUUCAUGAAAUAUAAUUUUAAAAUAGUAGGUGUCCAUCAGAUCUAAUAAUUGAGCAUUUGUAGAAAAUCUUAGCAAUGAAAUACUAAUCAAGCAAUACGUGAAAAACUGAUUAAUUUUAUCCAGCUCGUUGGUAUAUCUGAUGGGGCUACUAAUGAUAUUCAAUUAUUUAAGUACAUAAUUAUAAUAAAGCUUCUGUAUACACCUGUCCCUCGUUUUACACAACAAAUACGUUUCAUACAAAACCGUGUAACUCGAAAAAUAAUUUUUUAUACGUAAAAACCGUGCUUAUCGAAAAUCAUUCUAAAAAAUCCAUUUUUGUCAGAUUUUAAUAUAAUGAAUAACAUCACAUUGAACAAAAAAUAAAUAUUAUCAAACACAUUUAAUAAAUUAUAAAAAUAUUAAUUUAUUUCAAUAAUUUCCACAACGAGAAACUGUGAUAAGACUUGUGGACAUUCCAGCAGCUACAAUUUUUCCAAUUGAGCCUAGUUUUUAUUUUUAUCUUUUACCAUUGUCAAACCAUAAUUUUUUUUAUCAAUUGUAGAUUUUGUAAAAAAUAAUUUUAUUAUUUGUUCACCUUGAGUAAAUUUACGCUAUCAAUAUAUAUAAACACUAAUCAAAAAUAAAGUUUAAAAAGAAUGAUAUAUUAUAAAAGAAUGAUAUAUUUUUGUAUUUCCAACAAACUAGUUCAUACACGCAUAAGAUUUAAUUUUGAUCAUAAAACGGGGAGUUCCAAUGUUAUCUACAUAUUUCUAUCAUAGACAUUAAUGUUGUAUUUUGGCACUACAUCAAUGAAAAUGUGAUUGUAGAUACAAGCUAAUCAUAGUUUAGUGUAUAUAAUUUCAUGUUACUUUAAAAUUACUAACUAAAUUACUUUUAGAGACCUUGUAAGAUCAAUAACAUGUAAAACGAGUACUGUGUAAAAUAGGGGAUAGGUGUAAUAAAUUCUGAAUUGUAUAGAAACUGCAUACUAUUUAAAAAAAAUAGUGUCAUAAAGUAAUUUUAAGUGUUCUUAAUCUCCUUAGUGAUAUUGACAUCAUUUAUUUACAUCCUUACUAUUAUUUCAAAACUUACACUAGUUUUCUACAUUCAUCAUUUGAAUAAGAAUCUGUCUGAGAUUAAAUAUUUUUUAAUUUUAAUAACAUUAUUUUGUGAUUACCUAUCAGUAGGCA
Molecule: messenger RNA, 4207 nt
Organism: Ctenocephalides felis (cat flea)
Lineage: Eukaryota; Metazoa; Arthropoda; Insecta; Siphonaptera; Pulicidae
Exons: 20
Coding region: 61-2925 (954 amino acids)
Source: RefSeq, a predicted model, not a curated record